Molecule: messenger RNA, 1290 nt
Organism: Coprinopsis cinerea okayama7#130
Lineage: Eukaryota; Fungi; Basidiomycota; Agaricomycetes; Agaricales; Psathyrellaceae
Product: KH domain-containing protein
Exons: 7
Coding region: 1-1203 (400 amino acids)
Cellular component (GO): nucleus
Molecular function (GO): RNA binding
Source: RefSeq, a predicted model, not a curated record
AUGUCCACCGAUUCAAAGUCAAAAUGGGAUCAGCCAGCUGCAGAAAGAUCUAAGGAAAAGCCGUCACCGCCCCCGGAAGGCACCUCCAAGAAAUUAGACCCAGCCUCAGAGGCAGCCGCACAGGCAGCUGCAAUUGCGGCCAAAAUCGCUGCCCAAUUUGCUGCAGGGGGCAUGGACGGAGGAAACCCAGAGCACCAAUUUGUGAAGGAUAUUGAUAUCAACGAUGUUAGGAAUAGGUACAUGUUGACCAAGGGCACCACCCAGCAACAGAUUAAAGAGGAAUCUGGAGGGGCUGUGGUGAGCACGAAAGGCGUGUGGUAUCCUGACAGAAGCAAGGCCACCGACAAAGACCCUCCCCUGUAUCUCCAUGUUACCGCCUCAACAGCAGAAGUCUUGCGGAAAGCCGUCGACAAGAUUAACGAACUGAUGACAAUAGAUUUGGGAUCUCUGGUCGUCGAAGAUAAGAGAAGGGAGAAGCGGAAAUGGCCUGAAGACAAACUGCCAAUAGGUCUCGAGUCGAUCCGAAACUUCAACGUGAGAGCCAAAGUAGUUGGGCCAAGUGGCUCGUUCGUGAAAUACAUUCAACAAGAAACCGGGGCUCGUGUUCAGAUCAAGGGCGCUGGUUCUGGAUUUAUUGAUCAAGAGACAGGCAGAGAAGGCGAAGAACCGUUGUACAUUCAUAUAACAGGGCCAGACGAGGGCCAGGUUCGCCGCGCUAAAGUUCUAGCUGAAGAUCUCGUGCUCGUUGUCCAAUCCGAACAUGCCAAGCAACUUGCUCGCAUCCAGCAGGAGCAAGCCGAGUUGCACUCUGUACAGAUGCAAUAUGCCGCAUACAGCAUGGGAUAUCCUGGUGUUGCAGCGCAGGUGCCAGGUGCUUCCCCAGGAGGUGCGCCCCCGCCCCCGACCGACCAGCCUCCUCCACCCCCAAGUGGUGGUCCCACCCAACCUCAACUUGAGGGUGCACCGGCCGCUCCUGGUGCAGACCAGGACCCGACUGCUUCACACACUGCUUACUGGGCUGCGUACGGAUACGACGUCAAUUCGCCUCAGUUCAAGGAGUGGAUGGCCCAGCAGUACCAACAAUAUUACUCCCAAGCAUCGGCGGCUUCAGGUUCAUCGUCGUCGGCACCAGCUCCACCAUCAACAGGGCCUCCUCCACCCCCGACCCAGGCGCCUCCCCCUCCAGGACCCCCGCCUUUAUAACGGAUGUCGCCUCGCACGAACACUUCAGAUUAAUCGUGCCGUCUAUCUAGCAUCCAUUAUAUAUACUUAUGGUGACGGAGUAGGUCA